Messenger RNA from Knipowitschia caucasica, 792 nucleotides. NCBI's taxonomy places the organism in Eukaryota, Metazoa, Chordata, Actinopteri, Gobiiformes, Gobiidae. The record is from the annotation of a GenBank genome assembly.
AUGGCGAGAGGACCGAAGAAGCACCUGAAGCGUGUGGCGGCGCCCAAGCACUGGAUGCUGGACAAACUCACCGGAGUCUUCGCUCCGCGUCCGUCCACCGGUCCACACAAACUGAGGGAGUGUCUGCCCCUCAUCAUCUUCCUCCGUAACCGCCUGAAGUACGCUCUGACCGGAGACGAGGUUAAAAAGAUCUGUAUGCAGCGGUUCAUCAAGAUCGACGGCAAAGUCCGCACAGACAUCACCUACCCCGCCGGGUUCAUGGAUGUGAUCAGCAUUGAGAAGACUGGAGAGCAUUUCCGUCUGAUCUACGACGUUAAAGGACGAUUCACGGUGCACCGCAUCACAGCUGAGGAGGCAAAGUACAAACUGUGUAAAGUGAAGAAGAUUAUGAUCGGAACCAAAGGCAUCCCUCACCUUGUUACCCACGACGCCCGCACCAUCCGCUACCCAGACCCCCUGAUCAAGGUCAACGACACGGUGAGGAUUGACCUGGAGACCGCCAAGAUCACAGACUUCAUCAAGUUUGACACCGGAAACCUGUGCAUGGUGACCGGAGGAGCUAACUUGGGGCGUAUCGGCGUGAUCACCAACAGAGAGCGCCAUCCUGGAUCCUUCGACGUGGUUCAUGUGAAGGACACGUCAGGAAACAGCUUUGCCACCAGGCUGGGAAACAUCUUUGUGAUCGGAAAGGGCACAAAGCCGUGGGUGUCCGUGCCCAGAGGAAAGGGCAUCCGUCUGACCAUCGCUGAGGAGAGAGACAAGAGGCUGGCCGCCAAACAGGGCUCCAGCUAA